AUGGAACCAAAUGGGCAUCAGAUAGGCGAAAACGUACGGAUUAUGGAACCGAACUUCAGAACAUGUGUUUUGCACAUGAUCCCGUCAUCAAUUGAUGAGAAUCAUUCGAAACAGUUGAUUCAAGAUCUUUAUUAUUCUAUUAAGACAUCUUCCAAGGAUAGUGUGAGUAAAGUUUUGGAAUAUUAUAGAAAGCUUCUGAUAAGAAAUUCUAAUGAUAUUGAAAGCUGGAAACAUCUUGAAAUGUUUGCUGGUAUUAUGUGCCAGCUCUCUUCCCCAGAAGAGAAAGAAAAGUAUUUAAUGCAAUGUCUAUCAUUGAUUGACAAGAGCUACCAAAGCGAUGAACGUGAGGGUGUCUUUUUAAGGCCUGAUAUAAUGAGUUCACAAAGGAAAUCAAAUGGUAGUGUGUAUGCAGAAUCGUUUGAAAACUUCGAAAAAAUUUCUGAUCGGAGGUCUAUCAUGUCAUAUGGAGGAAACGUUUGGCAAGCAACCUCUUCGGAUACAACUUUGAAAAGCUUAUCUGAUCCAUAUUUCAGUACAAUGGUACCGAAAACUGAUAUUAUACAGAGUAUACCCUAUUUAUUACUAGGGACUCCUUCAACCUUAUUCGAGCUUAAAGAUAAAACUUAUUACAUACCCAGCAAUAUACCUAAUGGAGAAAGUCAGCAACUACACAAUAUAAUAGAGGCAGGUCUACUUUAUUUGAACCUUAGGAUUAAAGUAGAACUUUUAAAAAAAAGUGCAGUCUCAGGAACGCUAAAGGUUUCUUUCCUAACAUUCAUUGAAAGCAGAUUGAGAGAAUAUAACCUUUUCGUAAACAAAUUUUCUUCACACUUACAUCCCAAUGAUCCUCUCUGCUUUGUGUAUCAACAUAUCUGCCCGGAAAUAUUAAAAUUGAGAACAUGUCUUUCAUAUGUUGAAUUACUAGACAAACUUCGAGGGGAGCAACUUCUAACAAUAUUCCAAAGUCAAAAGAGAAAUGGCGAUCCAAUUUUGGAAAAAUUCUCAUCAGAUGCUUUUGCUUACCUGUCACAGUCCUAUUUUGAGAAACUUUGUAAUUGGGUUCUCAGUGGAAGACUUGAUGCAGAUAACUCGGAUUUCUUUGUUCAAAAAACCAAGUCAACGGAAGAGCUCGAUUUUACAUUUAUACGGGAAAAGAUACCAACAUUUAUUCCGUCAUCGUGCGCCCGGAAAAUUUAUAUCAUUGGAAAAUCUUUACGUUUCUUAGAAAUAUACUGCAAUGAAUUAGAGUGGGUUGGAAAUCUCUCCAACAAAUAUGCUGUUCAAUAUCAACUCCUUGAUUUAUCCACAAUUGAUCAAAGGUUUAUUGAUAUCAUCAACCAACAAUAUGAGGAAAUUAAUGUUCGUGUAAAUGAAGUUUUAAAAUCAAAAUUCUACUAUUUUGAGACCAUCGAACUCUUGAAGGAUAUUCUUUUGAUGGGAAAAAGUGACUUCAUAUAUGCUAUAAUCCAAAGCUCAAAAAGCCUUUUUAACCAACCUUCACAACUGUUAGAGAGUCAUUAUCUUACCAGAUGUUUACAGGUUGCUGUUCAACAGUCAUCUAUGCGCAAUAGAUUAAAUAAGUCUGAUCACAAUACCUUAAUAAAUCGUCUUGAUGCAAGAUUAUUGGAGCUUGCACACGGAUCCUCGGGUUGGGAUGUUUUUACUUUAGAUUAUCUUAUCGACCAACCGCUCUCAAGUGUGAUUAAUAUUAACCAACAUGGGAGUAGACGAGAGUAUCUGAGAAUUUUCAACUUUUUGUGGAGAAUUAAAAGAAAUGGAUACCUUUACGAGCAAGAAUGGCAAAGGAAUUCAUCUUUAAUGAAACUAUUCCGCAAAUUGAAUUCUAGGCUCCCAUUUUUGAAAGAUUUGCUAAAUAGAAUGUCGAUGAUUAACGUCUUGAAGAAUCAAAUUCAAUCGUUCACGAAGAAAAUAGAAAUUUACUGCUUUGAGAAUAUUAUCGAUAAGGAAUACAGUCAGUUGAUCACCAAUCUUCAUCAAAAGGAAUCAGAUAAUAUAAAGUCAAUGAAAGUAAAAGUGCUUAAAAAUGGAGUCAAGGUUUCAAGCGGCAUUCUAAAGCCAGAUCUGCGAUACCUUAAGAGUUUAAAGGAGAUAACCGCCGAUGAUAUGAAUGAUAUCUCUUCCUAUGAUAUUGAAGAUCUUCAAAGAAUCCAUUCUACAUUUUUAGCUAAUAUAUUACAACAUCCCUUGUUAUACUCUGGAACAGGUGCUGCUAUCGGAACAUAUACUAAUCAAUUAUAUCCGACUUCUUUGGUUUUAUUAAUGGAUAUGAGUUACGAUUACAUAAGAAACUACUCUGAAUUAAACAAUAUACUUCAUGAGAUCUGCAUUCAGUUGAACUUAGACCCCAACCAACAUCUGUACGAUUCUAUUGGAAGAUUUAAUACUGUAUCAAAAAAAUUAAUCGAACAGUGGAAGGAUUUUGAAAAUGAAUGCAAUGCUUACAUCAAGGAUUUGAAAUCGGAUCAAAGCACUGAAUUAAAUAAGUUAAGUAGAGUUCUUCAUUGA
This is a messenger RNA of Kluyveromyces marxianus DMKU3-1042, 2526 nucleotides long. It is a transcript of the gene SPC98, whose product is annotated as Spc98p. NCBI's taxonomy places the organism in Eukaryota, Fungi, Ascomycota, Saccharomycetes, Saccharomycetales, Saccharomycetaceae. The transcript has a single exon. Gene Ontology annotation, biological process: mitotic cell cycle; spindle assembly; cytoplasmic microtubule organization. Gene Ontology annotation, cellular component: spindle pole; equatorial microtubule organizing center; centrosome. Gene Ontology annotation, molecular function: microtubule minus-end binding; gamma-tubulin binding. Bases 1 to 2526 code for a protein of 841 amino acids. The record is from RefSeq and is a predicted model, not a curated record.